ACCCAUCAUGGCGGUCGGCUCAGCACUCGAUCCUUAUGCGGCCCUCGGAGUUCCACACGACGCCGCGCCCGCCGCGCUUCGAUCCGCAUACAAGAAACUAAUGCUGCAAUGUCACCCCGACAAGGUCCGCGACGAGGCCCAGCGAGCCGAGAAAGCCACGCAGUUCCAGAAAGUGCAGGAGGCCUACGAACUACUCAUCGAUCCCCGCCGGAGACGCAAGUACGACGAGGAGUUGGCGAGGAAGGGUCCGGCUGCGGCACAGGCGGCGGCGGCCAACGGGGGCUCCAACGGUGCGAAACCGACGCCAUCGACCUCGGCUAAUCCCGCUUCCGGUGGUGGAGACGACGGAGCCAAGAAGGACGACGGUUCAGAAAGGCCGAGGAAAUGGCCGAGGAGGCGAUGAGGGCGUCGGAACGUGCGCACUACGAGCGUGAACAACGUCACAAGGAAGAGCAACAGCAACAGCAGCAGCAGCAGAAGCACAGCUCGUCGUCGUCGAGACACGCUCACGGUUCUAGUACUGCGAAUCGAUACGCUUCCGCCGAUGAUCCCCCGCCUGCGAGAAAAUCGUCGUACGAACGCCCUCCCCCGUCUCAGCAACAUCAACAGCAGCAGCAGCAGCAACAACAACAACACGUCCCGCGUCCCGCACCUCCUCCUCCACCGCAACCAUCGUCGCGCCCCUCGCCCCCGCAGUCCGAGCCGAGAGGUCCUCCGUCCGAGACAGAUACGGAGAAACCGGCGGUGCGACCCGGCUACGAGGAGACGAGGGCGGCCGAGGACGCCAAGCUCGAGGCCGUUCGGAGGAGACUACGCGAGGCUCAGGCCGGACCGGGAUCACCGCGGACACAGCGCAGCAACAGUCACGAGGAAGACCCUUACGUCAAGACGCAGACACGCGCCACGAUGGAGCAGAUCCGACAGCAGCAAGUGCAGGCGGAACGGUUACGGAUGGAACAGGCGGAGCGCAUCGCCAGGGAAAAGUCGGAACAACGGAAGGCACGGCAGGCGGCGAAGGAACAGCAUUCGGAUCAUUCGGAACGGUCCGGUCGGCCGACCGAGAUUCCAGCCAACCGACCGCGAAAGGUGUCGGCAUCCCCAAUGGGACGCCGCCGCGGAUCCUCGUCCGUAUCGCGUGACGAGUUUGCGACCACGCCGCCGUUCGCCACGAAGCCGCCGAUGUUUAGCGGAUCGGUGCCGACCACGUCUGCCUUCUACGGGACGCCUCCACAUGUUGGUGGGCCCGGAUAUCCUCAGGUUAGACGCCGACAUAGUGUGUCAAGUCCCAGUUUGGAGAAACAAAAUUCACGCCUGCAGAGGGACCAGCAGGCUUCGUGCGAUUCAGGAUCUACCGUCCACCCUCGCGAUCCAUCGGCGCAAAGCACUCCCGGCUGGAAGAAAUUCAUCGUAUACGUUCAGGAGGAUGGUGAAACGACGACCACGCCGAUCGACGGACGACGGAAAACGUCAUCGUCUGGCACCGGCGGUUCCCCCGACAUGCAGCACGCCGAGCCAGUAACGAGUUCCGAAGGCCCCCCACUGCCGCCCGACUUCUUCGUCAAAGCAGCCGGCUCCGGUCUCGCGGGCGGCAGCACGUUCUUCGUCACGUCCAGCGGCGUGCCGCCGAAUCCCUUCGGCAUGCCCAUGCCCUCGAACUACGCGGGUAGCCACGCCGGGAGCCACUCCAGCCACUCGAGCCCGAGACAGCCCCCGAUCAGACACCACAGCGUCCACUACCACCCGCACCCCUCGCCAAAGAUGUCGGAGCCGCCGUUCACAAUGCCGAGUCCGCAGCUCAGUCGCGCCAGCACCACUACCGGUUCUAGCCGUCGCACGGCCGGCUCGCAGGUCCCGUACGGCUUCCAGGCGCCGGUCUUUACGAGGGGCGAAACCUGGGGCCCGUGAAUCGCGGCCGGCGCGAUGCGCCUUUUACGUGUCGCGUCCAUCAUUGCAACUAGAGUGUUUCUUGCCGCGUCUGUCGAUUUUGCGUUCCGUUUUGAUCUUGGGGCCUGGGUUUUCUUUUGUUUCUGUGUUUGGGUUUUGGAGUUUUCUAGGGGUGUUGAUGAGGUUGACGACGCGUUGCGCAUGCUUGCUUGCUUGCUUAUCCUUUGGUUGUGUGCUUAUUGCUCAUUUUUGAUGACUUUAUUCUGCUUUGACUUUACUUUACUUGCAUGACCACCUUACCAUACCAUACCAUACUAUACUACCAUACUACACUACUGACGAACUGAAGAUGAAGAUGAAGAUGAUGACCGAAGACGACGAUGAUGAUGAGGGUUGGGGUUGGGGUUGGGGGGCU
Messenger RNA from Tricharina praecox, 2299 nucleotides. RefSeq lists its product as uncharacterized. The transcript has 3 exons. NCBI's taxonomy places the organism in Eukaryota, Fungi, Ascomycota, Pezizomycetes, Pezizales, Pyronemataceae. The record is from RefSeq and is a predicted model, not a curated record. The coding region runs from base 385 to 1905 and encodes 506 amino acids.